Ophidiomyces ophidiicola is the source of this 717-nucleotide messenger RNA. RefSeq lists its product as uncharacterized. The record is from RefSeq and is a predicted model, not a curated record. The transcript has a single exon. Lineage: Eukaryota; Fungi; Ascomycota; Eurotiomycetes; Onygenales; Onygenaceae. Bases 1 to 717 code for a protein of 238 amino acids.
AUGACACCGACUAACGCUUUAGAGAUACCUUUAGUUCCAGAACCUUGCUCUUUUCCAGAGCUUUCUUUGACUGAUGGGAUAGCUAGUCAACUAGAGCGUUUUGAGGCCAUCUGUGCGGCUUAUUUCGGUACUGAGCCAUCUUCGUCUACUGAAGCUACACAACUGCAGACUAUGGAUACUCCUGGUUCUGGUACAGAGCUAUCUUUGUCUACUGAAGCUACGCAACCGGAGACUAUAUAUACUUCUAGUUCUGGCACAGAGUCACCUUCAUCUCCUGAAGCUAAAAAACUGGAGAUCACGGAUGCUCGUACUUCUGGUACAGAGUCAUCUUCGUCUAUUGAAGCUACACAACUGGAAACCACAGAUAUUCCCAUUUCUGGUGCAGAGUCAGCUUCGUCUACUGAAGAUACACAGCUGGAGACUAUAGAUACUCCUAGCUCUGGCACAGAGCUAGCUUUGUCUACCGAAAUGUUAAAAGCACCAGAGCCUCUCCAGACCACAAAUGCUGCUAGUGCUAGUGGCUCUUCUGGAAUCAGGGCUACUGCCGCGGCCCUGAGACAUCCGCUACAAUUUCUUCUCGAUCAUAUUCCCUCGAUACAGACGAACGAUCCGGAAACGGUAUAUAAAGAAAUAGUCACUCAAUUGAACAGAUCUUGCCUAGAAUGUGAGGCAUCCUUAAGACUUCAAGGGCGGCUUUGGAGAACGGGGAAAAUGUAG